Exserohilum turcica Et28A is the source of this 1446-nucleotide messenger RNA. RefSeq lists its product as uncharacterized. The transcript is spliced from 5 exons. The record is from RefSeq and is a predicted model, not a curated record. The coding region runs from base 1 to 1446 and encodes 481 amino acids. NCBI's taxonomy places the organism in Eukaryota, Fungi, Ascomycota, Dothideomycetes, Pleosporales, Pleosporaceae. Gene Ontology annotation, molecular function: iron ion binding; oxidoreductase activity, acting on paired donors, with incorporation or reduction of molecular oxygen; heme binding.
AUGCCUGUCCAAUCCAAGCUUGAGUCUGCCAUCAGCACACUGUCGUGGGAAAACAUCCCACGCUAUCUUGCUGCUUUGGUUGCGCUGACGUACAUAAUUCCUGGCCCUAAACUUGCCGCCUUAUCAAACCUUGCAUAUAUUUACCACACGUCUAACGGCACAGAAGUCUCCUGGGCCAGAGAGCUACAUGAAAAAUAUGGCGAAGUAGUCCGGUGUGCCCCCGAUAGACUGAGCUACAUUAGUCCUCAAGCAUGGAAGGACAUCACUGGCCACCGCUUGGGAGGACGUCCAGAAAUCAGCAAGGACAUGAAGAAGUUCUACGUCUAUGAACAGAAUGGCGAGCCUAGCAUCAUAUCAGAGCCAUUAGCACAAGGCCACGGCCAGGUCCGCAGGAUAUUCUCCAACGCAUUUAGUGACAGGGCCUUGAAACUUCAAGAGCCACUCAUCCAGGAGCAUGCCUUGGCCGCAGAUCAAGACGCUCGUCUUGACAUGGUAAAAUUGCUCAACUUUACAACUUUCGAUAUCAUGGGAGAUCUUACCUUUGGCGAGACUUUGGGCAUGCUGGAUACGGGCGAGUAUACGCCAUGGGUCCGAGCAGUCUUUCAGGGUAUCAAAGCCGGUGUCCUCUUGCGGAUUCCAAUGUUUUACCCUGCCUUAGCGGCCCUGAUCAAAAUCUUGCUACCUCCAUCUAUAAAAGGGAAACAGAUGGAACACUUCAUGCACUCGGCCGAACGCGUGGAUAAACGGCUCGCCAAAGGCCCCGACAUUGGCAAAUCAGAUAUCUGGAAGCUUGUACUUGAAAACCCGAAAAUGCAAUUGCCUCUCCCAAAGAUGCAUGCGAACGCGUCAAUCUUCAUGAUUGCCGGUACCGAAACCACCGCCACUUUGCUAAGCGGACUGCUCUAUUUACUUCUUACCAAUCCUGAUAAGAUGAAGAAAGUCGUCACCGAAUUGCGGGCUCUACCAAAGGAAGACCUAUCACUCGAAAUAUUGCCACGUCUGGAAUAUCUGAAUGUGUGCUUUGAAGAGGCUCUUCGAUACUAUCCACCAGUACCUAGCGCUCUACCUCGAGUGGUGCCCAAAGGCGGUGCCGAGAUAUGUGGCGAAUGGGUGCUUGAAGGGACACGUGUUGCGAUAGCACAGAAGGCUGCUUAUAGCUCUCCUCUCAACUUUAAAGAUCCCGACAAGUUCGUUCCUGAGCGAUGGCUACCAGGUACCGGAUACGAAACAGAUAGGAGAGAAGUGUUCCAGCCAUUUUCUUUUGGGCCACGCAACUGCAUAGGGAAAAACCUUGCCUAUCACGAAAUGCGCAUCAUUGCUGCUAUGCUACUGUGGCACUACGAUUUGGAGCUAUGCCCAGAGAGCAAGAACUGGAUAUACCAAAAGAGCUACGUUAUAUGGGAAAAACCAUCGCUCAUGCUCAAGCUUAAGCCCGUCCGGUCUUAA